Daphnia carinata is the source of this 3519-nucleotide messenger RNA. RefSeq lists its product as uncharacterized. The record is from RefSeq and is a predicted model, not a curated record. NCBI's taxonomy places the organism in Eukaryota, Metazoa, Arthropoda, Branchiopoda, Diplostraca, Daphniidae. The coding region runs from base 1 to 3519 and encodes 1172 amino acids. The transcript has a single exon.
AUGUCGGCACCUGGAAAUUACAGAGAUAGGCAUAGAAACGAUUGGUUUGAUCCACGUGCCGUAAAUUUUUCAAAUAGGGAGCAGGAAAGAGAAUUUUUAGAACACUCUCGUUAUCGUGAUCGCCAAAGUUACUACGAUUCACGUUAUCAAGAAAGGGAAAGGUCCCUCCCCCCACGUCCUACGCCGAGUGGUUUUUAUCGCGACCGUCUCUACCUCGCCCCAAUCUACGACCGUUACGACCAAGAUUAUGGCAGAGUCAGACCAACCUAUGGGUAUGACGUGCGGGAUUUUUACACACGUAAGGCCGGUCGAGGGUUUUGGAGUGAUACGGCGAAUUAUAAUUCCCGCCGUGACAGUUUUUGUGCGGAAUAUAAUCGUGUGGAGGAUAGGCAAUAUACGGAUGAGGACAGCGAGCGUGAGGCAAGUCGUGAGAGUUUUGACUGUGGCAAUAGACACAGAACCGACGAGCAAGAAGAAGACUAUGGACCACCGCAAGAAGAGGAUGAGGUGGAAGAAAUAGUGAUAGACGACCACGAAGAUCAGGAUCGUCUGCCAGGAUUCUUUAAGCGGCCAUGGCGCCCAGCAAAUCGAAGUCCAGAGAGUUUUGCAGGGCAGCAAGCGGCCAGGUCGCCAGCCGUACCCAGCUCACCGAGGCCGGGUUCAUCAAAGGAGCGUACCCCAGAGCCCCGUAGUCUAAGGUCGAAUGGUAGUAAAGAACCUGUACCGUUGGUAGUGCCACAAGAGGUCACCGAAGCUCUUUCCAGCUGGUUGACGAAAGGAGUACCAACUGACGAAUCUAAAGCAAUUUCAAAGAGGAUUCCGCUUGAUUUUGUGGACAAAGAAUUUUCGUUAAGACCACCCAAACUCGACGGCUACAUGUAUAGACGGGCAAAGGAUAAAGGGAAGUUAAAAGCAGUCAAUGCGGCGGAGGAGUCGCUGGUCACGACGCAACUCAAGAUCAUGGAUAUUGGCCCGCCACUUAUAGACCUCUAUACCCGCAUUCUUUCCCUCAGUGAUGGAGAAUCGGAAAGAAAAGCCCAGGAUUUGGUAAAGGACGCACUACAGCAGUGGUCUCGCGCCUAUCACCACGUUACCCGGCAGAGAAGGCGAUCGGUGGUUGCCUUAGUGGAACCCGGUUUUGACUUUCUUACAGCUGACCCGGAAGCGUUUGCACCCGGAAAGGAGGCUCGAGAGCUCCUUUUUACGGGAAAGUUCCUGGAGUCGAUGCUUAAAGAAGCAUCGCAGGACGCAACAUUGGCUAAAAUCUCAAAGACCAAGACAAGUUUCAGGUCCAGAGGAAAUGGGUCAAUGGACCAUUCUCAAUCAGCAUCGAAGCACCCUUUCGUUUUGCGCCCGAGGAAGACGAGGGAGCAGCCACCGCAACGAGUUGGAGGGGAAAGAGGACGACCGACUGGGGCUAGUUCCUGGUUACGGGGAGGCCAAAGGUACGUUUUUAAUCCCCAAUCUAUUAUUUGUUCUAAACGCCGGGCGGAAGAGCAAGUGGGUGCUAGGUUGAUAGCUUUUGCGGAUCGUUGGACGGUGGUAACGGACGAUAAAUGGAUCCUCGAUAGUUUAUCGCAUGGCGUUAAACUCGAUUUCAGCAUUUCACCUACUCAUCGCACAAUUCCUGUCUCUGUUGUAAUGCCCAAAGAGAUGGAGGCAGUUUGUGACAGAGAAGUGAGGGAUCUUGUCAGAAAGCGGGCUAUUAGAGAAAUCACUGACGGGUCUGAAGGGUUCGUUUGUUCUUUAUUUGUGAUUCCCAAAAAAUCGGGUGGGUUUAGGCCUAUCAUUAAUCUGAAGCCCUUAAAUCAAUUUAUUCGGUACGAACACUUCAAGAUGGAAAAUCUAGAAUCGGCUCGUUUUCUUUUACCAAAAGGGGAUUGGAUGGUUAAACUAGAUUUAAAAGACGCCUACCUGACGGUGCCGGUUUGUGCUGCCCACCAAAAGUUUUUGCGGUUCCAGUGGAAGGGGCGUUUAUUCCAAUUUGCCUGUCUGGCCUUUGGUCUGGCUUCCGCGCCAAGGAUUUUUACAAAAAUUCUCAAGGUUGUCAUGGGUUUUUUGAGAAAAAAGGGCGUAAGACUGAUAAUCUAUUUGGAUGACAUCUUAAUUUUGAAUGUGUCUGAAGAAAGCACAUUAGGGGAUCUUAACGUAACCAUCCAGUUGCUAAAACAUCUGGGUUUUUUAAUAAAUUGGGAAAAAUCCGUGUUGGUCCCUACGCAAGUCCUAGAAUAUCUGGGGCUAGUAAUCGACUCGGUUCGAUUGUCCUUCGCCUUGCCAAACAUCAAAGUAAAAGCAGUUAAGAAGAUGUGUGAGGCGGCGCUUGCGGCGGAAUCAAUUUCUUUGCGAAAGAUUGCGUCUAUCAUGGGCAACGUUACCUGGGCGAUCCCAGCGAUUCCAUACGCUCAGGCGCAUUACCGUAGAUUGCAAUGGUUCUACAUCAAACAAGCGCAAUCGGCCAAUUUCAAUUUAAAGACUAGAUGCUCACUUUCAGCGGAAGCUCGUGAGGACCUGGAAUGCUGGGUGUUUAAUCUAAACAAAACCCAAGAUAAAAUUUUCUUUCCCCACACACCAGAUCUCGAGAUUUAUACAGAUGCGUCGCUAUCAGGUUGGGGUGCAUGCUGUGAUGAAAUCAGAACGAGAGGAUCUUGGACGCCAGCGGAUAUAAAAAAGCACAUUAACGAGCUCGAACUAUUAGGAGCGUUCUUUGCGGUACAGGCGUUCGCUGCUCAGUCUAAGAAUAUCUCAAUUAGGGUAUUCUUGGACAAUUCGACAGCUGUAGCCUAUAUUAAUCAUUGCGGGGGUUCUCGAUCUCAGGCCCUGACUAACGUAUCUGCCCAGCUUACAACUUGGUGCGAGAACCGCGGCAUAUCGUUGGAGGCGGUUCACGUAGCGGGCAAAUUAAAUAUCAUUGCGGAUGAAGAGUCACGAGCCGGGCCAGACGCCGGGGAUUGGAAGUUGGAUCCGCGCGUUUUCAAGUGCAUUCAGGAACUAUGGCCGUCAGUCGUUGACGCUUUCGCAACACCUUGGAACGCACAGCUUCCAUCAUUUAUUUCAUGGCAUCCGCAACCUGGCGCAAUGGCAACAAACGCCUUUUCAGUCAAUUGGAAAGGGUUGUUGGCUUACUGUUUCCCACCAUUCGCCUUAAUUUUCAAAUGCUUAGGAAAGAUCAGGCGGGAAAAAUCUGUAGUGGUUUUUUUUUGUCCAGUUUGGAUAGGCCAGCCGUGGUUCCCGUUAUUGCUGGAGCUCUCCUGCGACGUCCCACGUCUUCUUGCGCCGUCUCAGACCCUUUUGAAAUCAGCACUGGACGAAACUCACCCGCUUACCUGGAACAAUGCGCUGCACUUGGCCGUCUGGAAGCUGUCAGGAGACAGUAACUUGAGCGAGGAUUUUCGACAACGGUGGUCGACUUACUCAUGGCCGGAAUUAGGCCCAACACCCAAACCGCUUAUGAGUCAGCAUGGAGAAAUUGGGUGCAUUGAUGUAUGGGGAGGCGUUCGAAUCCCUUCUCAAUUGUUAUAG